Pezoporus occidentalis (night parrot) is the source of this 5276-nucleotide messenger RNA. RefSeq names its product aquarius intron-binding spliceosomal factor (gene AQR). The record is from RefSeq and is a predicted model, not a curated record. Gene Ontology annotation, biological process: mRNA splicing, via spliceosome. Gene Ontology annotation, cellular component: catalytic step 2 spliceosome. The transcript has 35 exons. NCBI's taxonomy places the organism in Eukaryota, Metazoa, Chordata, Aves, Psittaciformes, Psittacidae. Bases 47 to 4471 code for a protein of 1474 amino acids. Gene Ontology annotation, molecular function: mRNA binding; helicase activity.
UGGCAGAGCCCAGGCUGAAAGCGGCGGGGCGCAUCCCGGCGGCACCAUGGCGGCGGCAGCGUCCUCCUCCUCCUCCUCCUCUUCCUCUUCGGCCCAGCCGAAAAAGAUCGUGGCUCCCACCGUGUCGCAGAUCAACGCGGAGUACGUGACCCAGUUAGCAAAUAAAUACUGGGCUCCACAUGUGAAGAAAAAAUUGCCUUUUGAUUCAAAGGUUAUUGAAGAUGUGUAUACAAAAGAAAUUGUCAGGUCCAAGUUUGCUAUUAGAAAGAUAAUGCUUCUUGAAUUCAGCCAGUACCUUGAAAACUACCUAUGGAUUAAUUAUUCUCCAGAGGUGUCCAGUAAAGCAUAUUUAAUGUCAAUCUGCUGUAUGGUGAACGAGAAGUUUAGAGAGAAUGUCCCUGCAUGGGAGAUAUUCCAAAAGAAGCCAGAACACUUUCCCUUCUUUUUCAAAUGCAUACUGGAAGCAUCACUGGUUGAAAAUGACAGUGAAUACUCUCUGCAUGAACAGACAGUCCUGCUGCUUCUCCUUGAUCACUGCUUCAACAGUUUGGAAGUGGAUUUGAUCAGAGCGCAGGUGCAGCAGCUCAUUUCCUUACCGAUGUGGAUGGCUCUACAACCUAAACGACUGGAGCAAGAGCUGAAAAAGACACCAAAACUAAGAAAAUUCUGGAAUCUAAUUAAGAAAAAUGAUGAGAAAAUGGAUGAGGAGGCAAGAACACGAGCAUAUCAGGAGAGAAGAUUUCUUUCACAGCUCAUCCAGAAAUUCAUUUCUGUGCUGAAGUCAAUACCUGUCUCAGGUCCUAUUUCUAUGGACAAAGUUCAUUAUUGUGAGAGAUUCAUUGAACUUAUGCUAGAUCUUGAGGCUUUGCUUCCCACACGACGCUGGUUUAAUACAGUGUUGGAUGACUCCCACCUUGUUGUUCACUGUUACCUGUCCAGUCUUGCUAAAAGAGAGAAGGAGGGUCAUCUCUUCUGUCAGCUUUUAGAUAUGCUUAAAUUCUACACUGGCUUUGAAAUCAAUGAUCAGACUGGAAAUGCUUUGACAGAGAAUGAGAUGACAACAAUUCACUAUGACAGAAUUACUUCACUACAGAGGGCAGCGUUUGCACAUUUCCCAGAGUUAUAUGACUUUGCGCUCUCAAAUGUAGCUGCGGUGGAUACUCGUGAUUCCCUGGUGAAGUUAUUUGGACCCCUGAGCUCAAAUGUUCUUCACCAGGUGGCAUCAUAUCUCUGCCUGCUGCCAUCCCUUCCAGAAGGGGAAGACUCAAGCUAUGAAAAGGAGUUUCUGCUGGAGCUGCUGGUUUCCCGUCAUGAGCGACGAAUAUCUCAAAUUCAGCAACUCAACCAGAUGCCACUCUAUCCCACAGAGAAGAUUAUUUGGGAUGAAAAUAUUGUACCAACUGAAUAUUAUUCUGGAGAAGGCUGUCUUGCACUACCUAAACUGAAUCUGCAGUUUCUCACUCUCCAUGACUAUCUGCUGAGGAACUUCAAUCUUUUCCGCUUAGAGUCUACCUACGAGAUCAGACAGGACAUCGAAGAUAGUGUCAGUAGGAUGAAACCAUGGUUAUCUGAAUAUGGAGGUGUGGUCUUUGGUGGAUGGGCUAGGAUGGCACAGCCCAUUGUCUCUUUCACAGUGGUGGAGGUAGCAAAGCCCAAUAUUGGUGAAAACUGGCCCAUGCGAGUACGAGCAGAUGUUACUAUUAAUUUGAAUGUCCGAGAUAAUAUCAAAGAUGAAUGGGAAGGUCUGCGUAAGCAUGAUGUCUGCUUUUUGAUCACGGUACGUCCUACACAACCUUACGGCACCAAGUUUGAUCGACGACAGCCUUUUGUUGAGCAAAUUGGCCUGGUGUAUGUCAGAGGCUGUGAAAUCCAGGGCAUGUUGGAUGAGAAAGGACGUGUUAUUGAAGAAGGACCUGAGCCCAAACCAAGACUUAAAGGGGAUUGCAGAACAUACAGAGUAUUUCUGGAUCCAAACCAGUAUCAACAAGACAUGACCAAUACAAUCCAGAAUGGAGCAGAAGAUGUUUAUGAGACAUUUAAUAUAAUAAUGAGAAGAAAGCCCAAAGAAAACAAUUUCAAGGCUGUUCUGGAGACUAUUAGGAAUUUGAUGAAUACAGAUUGUGUGGUUCCUGACUGGCUGCAUGACAUCAUUCUCGGAUAUGGAGACCCAAGUAGUGCACACUAUUCAAAAAUGCCAAAUCAGAUCGCAACUCUGGAUUUUAAUGACACUUUUCUGUCCAUUGAUCACUUAAAAGCUAGCUUUCCUGGAUAUAAUAUUAAAGUGACUGUUGAUAAUCCAGUUCUGCAAAUACCCCCCUUCAGGAUAACUUUCCCUAUAAUGGGAGGUAAAGGAAAGAAAAGAAAAGAAGAGGAUGCGAAUGAAGAAAAACCCGAAGAAGCUAAAACACUGAUUGUAGAGCCUCAUGUCAUUCCAAACAGGGGACCAUAUCCAUAUAAUCAGCCAAAACGCAAUACUAUUCAAUUUACCCAAACUCAGAUUGAAGCUAUACGUGCGGGAAUGCAACCUGGGCUUACUAUGGUAGUGGGUCCACCUGGUACUGGAAAAACUGAUGUAGCAGUUCAGAUAAUAUCCAAUCUUUAUCAUAAUUUCCCAGAACAAAGGACUCUGAUAGUUACCCACUCUAAUCAGGCCUUGAACCAGCUGUUUGAAAAAAUCAUGGCUCUAGACAUUGACGAGCGCCACCUUCUGCGUCUGGGUCAUGGAGAAGAGGAAUUAGAGACAGAGAAAGAUUUCAGCAGGUAUGGAAGAGUUAAUUAUGUGCUGGCUCGAAGACUUGAACUUUUACGGGAAGUUGGACGAUUGCAAGAGAGUCUUGGAGUCCCAGGAGAUGUUUCUUACACUUGUGAAACAGCUGGCCACUUUUUCUUGUACCAAGUAAUGUCUCGUUGGGAGGAGUAUAUCAGCAAAGUCAAAGUUAAGGGUGGAAAAGUGCCAGAUGUUACGGAUGUCUCCAGUUUCUUUCCUUUUCACCAGUAUUUUGCAAAUGCUCCUCAACCAGUUUUCAAAGGCAAAUCCUACGAAGAAGAUAUGGAAAUUGCUGAAGGGUGUUUUAGACAUGUUAAGAAAAUAUUCACUCAGCUUGAGGAAUUCAGAGCAUUUGAACUUCUCCGCAGUGGCCUGGAUAGAUCCAAAUACCUGUUGGUGAAAGAAGCAAAAAUCAUUGCCAUGACUUGUACUCAUGCUGCUCUGAAACGACACGACCUGGUUGAAUUAGGUUUCAAAUAUGACAACAUCUUAAUGGAAGAAUCUGCUCAGAUUCUGGAGAUAGAAACCUUUAUACCUCUCCUGCUGCAGAACCCCCAGGAUGGAUUCAGUCGUUUGAAGCGGUGGAUUAUGAUUGGUGACCAUCAUCAGCUGCCACCAGUCAUUAAGAACAUGGCAUUUCAAAAAUACUCCAACAUGGAGCAGUCUCUUUUUACACGAUUUGUUCGUGUUGGAGUGCCAACUGUUGAUUUGGAUGCUCAGGGAAGAGCAAGAGCAAGUUUAUGUAACCUUUACAACUGGCGUUACAAGAACCUGGGUAACCUGCCUCAUGUGCAGCUUCUGCCAGAGUUCAGAACAGCCAAUGCUGGGUUUUUGUACGACUUCCAGCUUAUAAAUGUGGAAGAUUUCAAUGGUGUGGGAGAGUCUGAACCCAAUCCUUAUUUCUAUCAAAAUCUUGGUGAAGCUGAGUACGUUGUGGCACUCUUCAUGUAUAUGUGCCUGCUUGGUUAUCCUGCAGACAGGAUAAGCAUCCUGACAACAUACAAUGGACAGAAACAUCUGAUCCGUGAUGUCAUUAAUCAGCGGUGUGGAAAUAAUCCACUGAUUGGACGGCCAAAUAAGGUAACAACUGUGGACAGAUUCCAAGGUCAACAAAAUGAUUAUAUUCUCCUUUCACUAGUGCGUACCAAAGCUGUAGGCCACCUUAGGGAUGUCCGACGAUUAGUCGUUGCCAUGUCAAGAGCUAGGCUUGGGCUUUAUAUCUUUGCAAGGGUAUCACUGUUUCAGAACUGUUUCGAGCUAACUCCAGCUUUCAGCCAACUCACAGCUCGACCGCUUCACCUCCAUAUCAUUCCCACGGAAUGUUUUCCAACAGCAAGAAAGAAUGGAGAAGGACCAUCUCACCAAGUACAUGUUAUUAAGAACAUGCCACAGAUGGCUAACUUUGUGUACAAUAUGUAUAUGCACAUGAUACAAAGUACACACCACUAUCAACAGCGUUUACUGCCCCCACCUGCCAUGGUUGAAGAACCAGAAACUACUCAAACUCAUGAGUCUGAGAUAGAAGAUGAAGUGCAAGAUAUGCAAGAAGAUGCAGCAGCAGAAGAAAAUAAAGCAGGAGAAGAAAUGAUAAAGGAAGGAGAAUUGAAAGUGGAUGAAGUGGAUGAACAUCGAACAAUGCCAGAACACCCUGGAAGAGACAGUGAUAGUGGAGACAGUGAACCCGAGAAUGAGACUGAAAAGUGAUUCACAUGAUGUUUGUCCUCUACAUGUUUUGGUAAACAGAUAAGGGAAAAGACAUUUAGGAAUAAAAUUGCUAAUUUUACACUGACUUUUUAAAAUGUCUGCUUGUGUAGUGUGACCUGUUUGGUAUAUUUUUCAUGUUAUGGACAAGCAAAAUAUUUGGCAGAAGUUCUACUGAGUUCCUAUCAAUAUCAGUAAUGUAAUUUGUUUGAUGGCCUCAAAUGAUACACAAUUUCCAAUUUCCUUUUCAUAAGCUAUUCAGUAAAGAUGCUUUUUAUACCAGUUUUGAAUAUUUGACCUUUAAUUCAGUCACUGAGUUGUCCAUUAAAUCUCACUGGUUUAAGUAUAUUCAAUACUAGUCAGACACUCUAUAGUUUCCUUAAUAUUCUGUAAUGGAGAAUUCCAUGUACAGAGCUGUGCUGAUAUACACUGAGGUGGUAUUUUAGGCAUAGGCUCAAGUUCAGUAAGAUAUUUAAUAGUAUGUCUAUGAGACGUGUGAAUUACAAUGGGACUUUAAAAUGUUCAGAAGUUUUAUUGAAUUGUGACCUCAGCAGAUUCUCAAAAUUUCAUAAGGCUCAGGUACUUAUAGCAAUUUCUCACUGUUGACUUCUGAUGCUGUUUGUAAUUCAUAGAUGAAUUAAGGAUUCAGCUUUUCAAUAGCACUGCUUUUUAAAUUAGUGUAUUGAAAUAAAUUUCUCCUGCUGUAACAGGGCACAGUAAUUGCCCAGGAUAAAGCCAAAGAGGAAGAAAAAUCAAAGUAAUUCCCUAACUGCAGGAUUUGCAAAAUAUACAAUAUUGAUAUUAAUGA